AACAACUUAACAACCAGCCAGCAGUUAGAUGCACACACACUGCCGGGCAUGGUUCCAACGCUAAAAAGGCACUAAUUGCUUUUAUAGAAGGAGGUAGAGACCGCGUCCCUCCGUGUCCUUACUCCUGAUGUCUGCAUUAUCGGAUCUGUUACCGUGUUGAUUGCUCCUGUCUCAGCAGCCACCGCGGGCUCUCUUCUGCCUACGUCCGGGUGGGUGACAGGUUCCUCUGCAGAGAGAGGAGCAGGUCUGGGUUGCAUCGGCCCUUAGAGGAUGGAACCCAUGAGCCCACCCCAGCUGUGAGCCCGUCCCAGCUCGCCAGCCCCGUGGGAAGCAGCAGGCAAGGAUGGAUGUGGUGGACAGCCUCCUCGCCAACGGAAGCGACCUCUCUCCUCCCUGCGAACUCGGCAUUGACAAUGAGACGCUUUUCUGCGUGGAGCAGCCCCAGCCUUCCAAGGAGUGGCAGCCCGCGGUGCAGAUUCUCUUGUACUCCUUGAUCUUCCUGCUCAGCGUCCUGGGAAACACGCUGGUCAUUGCGGUACUGAUUCGGAACAAGAGAAUGAGAACGGUCACCAACAUCUUCUUGCUGUCCCUGGCGGUCAGUGACCUCAUGCUCUGCCUCUUCUGUAUGCCCUUUAACCUCAUCCCCAACCUGCUCAAGGAUUUCAUCUUCGGGAGCGCUGUGUGCAAGACCACCACCUACUUCAUGGGCACCUCUGUGAGUGUAUCCACCUUCAAUCUCGUAGCCAUAUCUCUGGAGAGAUACGGUGCCAUUUGCAAGCCCCUGCAGUCCCGGGUCUGGCAGACAAAAUCCCACGCCUUGAAGGUGAUCGCUGCUACCUGGUUUCUCUCAUUCACCAUCAUGACUCCGUACCCCAUUUACAGCAACUUGGUCCCUUUCACCAAGAACAACAACCAAACCGCCAACAUGUGCCGUUUUCUGCUCCCCAGUGGUGUCAUGCAGCAAUCCUGGCACACAUUCCUGUUACUCAUUCUCUUUCUUAUUCCUGGAAUUGUGAUGAUGGUGGCAUAUGGACUAAUCUCUCUGGAACUUUACCAAGGCAUAAAGUUUGAUGCUAACCAGAAGAAGUCUGCCAGAGAGCGAAAGGCCAGCCCGGAGAGCGGCAGCCGGUACCAGGACAGCGACGGCUGUUACCUGCAGAAGUCGCGGCCCGCGCGCAAGGUGGAGCUGCGGCCGCUGCCCGCCAGCCCCGGCGCCCGCAGCCCGCGCAUCCGCAGCAGCAGCUCGGCGGCCAACCUGCUGGCCAAGAAGCGCGUGAUCCGCAUGCUCAUGGUCAUCGUGCUGCUCUUCUUCCUCUGCUGGAUGCCCAUCUUCAGCGCCAACGCCUGGCGCGCCUUCGACACGGCCUCGGCAGAGCGCCUGCUCUCGGGCACGCCCAUCUCCUUCAUCCUGCUGCUCUCCUACACCUCCUCGUGCGUCAACCCCAUCAUCUACUGCUUCAUGAACAAGCGCUUCCGCCUGGGCUUCCUGGCCACCUUCCCCUGCUGCCCCAAGCCCGGCCCCCCGGGGGCGCGCGGCGAGGGGGCCGACGAGGAGGACGGCAGGACCACGGGCGCCUCGCUGUCCAGGUACUCCUACAGCCACAUGGGCGCCCCGUGAGGCG
Messenger RNA from Sorex fumeus (smoky shrew), 1622 nucleotides. RefSeq names its product cholecystokinin A receptor (gene CCKAR). The record is from RefSeq and is a predicted model, not a curated record. Lineage: Eukaryota; Metazoa; Chordata; Mammalia; Eulipotyphla; Soricidae. Gene Ontology annotation, cellular component: membrane. The transcript has 6 exons. Gene Ontology annotation, molecular function: cholecystokinin receptor activity; neuropeptide receptor activity. Bases 344 to 1618 code for a protein of 424 amino acids. Gene Ontology annotation, biological process: neuropeptide signaling pathway.